CUGGAGAGGCGGGUAACGUUAUAGUUUUUGUCAGAAGUUGGGGUCUCCGUGAGCAUUGCGAUCCGUCCCAGGCAGUGCCCCAAGGGGUAGGAGAGUGAACGGCGGCGGUGGGUGCUGAUGGUGAUGUCUGCUCCCAGGAUUAGGAGGCCAGAAGGAGAUACCUUCCACGGUGCUAGGCUGAGAUGGAUCCUCUCAGGGCCCAACAGCUGGCUGCGGAGCUGGAGGUGGAGAUGAUGGCCGAUAUGUACAACAGAAUGACCAGUGCCUGCCACCGGAAGUGUGUGCCUCCUCACUACAAGGAAGCAGAGCUCUCCAAGGGCGAGUCUGUGUGCCUGGACCGAUGUGUCUCUAAGUACUUGGACAUCCAUGAGCGAAUGGGCAAAAAGUUGACAGAGUUGUCUAUGCAGGAUGAAGAGCUGAUGAAGAGGGUGCAGCAGAGCUCUGGGCCCGCAUGAGGUCCGUGUCAGCAUACACCCUGGGGUACACCCCACCCCUUCCCACUUUAAUAAAAGUGCUCCCUGUUGGGUGUCAUCUGUGAGGACUGCCAGGCCUAAGCUCUCUGUAGCGAGUCUUCAAGAUCCUGGAGUGGUAGCGCUGUCCCCUGGUGAAGGAGUAUUUGUCACACUGGAAUGUGACUGUGUGUGUAUGUAUGUAUGUAUAUAUAUAUAUUAAAACAAGUUUGUUGACACCUA
Messenger RNA from Mandrillus leucophaeus (drill), 692 nucleotides. It is a transcript of the gene TIMM10, whose product is annotated as translocase of inner mitochondrial membrane 10 homolog (yeast). The transcript is spliced from 3 exons. The record is from RefSeq and is a predicted model, not a curated record. Gene Ontology annotation, biological process: protein insertion into mitochondrial inner membrane. Gene Ontology annotation, cellular component: mitochondrial inner membrane. Bases 183 to 455 code for a protein of 90 amino acids. Lineage: Eukaryota; Metazoa; Chordata; Mammalia; Primates; Cercopithecidae.